ACCAUAACAUGCGCCAAUGGCGCACACCCUGCUACAAUAUUCUGGAGCGAACGUGAUUGUUCUAGAACAGGUCUUCAUUGUCCGUAAUAGAGAUUGACACUUCAGAGGAUUUUCAAGAUGAAGUUCUUUGAAAUCGUUUUCGCUGUCCUAAAUUAUGUUUACACAUAAUGCCUAAUAACUUCGUACUUUAAGCAUAAUGAUACUUGUCUCUUAUGCUAAAAUACUAGUACCUCAAUUGACCCUACGCCAUAAAGCUAUGACAAGUUGGAUCGUGACGUCAUUAUCAAACGAUACAACAAAGCGAUGUUAGGUAGUCCAGUGCAAGGACGCUGGAUGGCUAAGGUGGCGCCAAUAAGAAAAUUAUUUUGGUAGGUUAACCCGCAAUUUUCAGAUUUUAUGGCUUCUGUACCACAAAAUAUAAAAGUUGCGGAAAGCCGUUUUCCUAAGGGGCGGUUAGGUUUGGACGAAACGCCCCCUCAGACCCCGGGAAAACAACAACAACAUUCCCGCCAACAGCGUUUCCUCGACCAGAAGAGCCGUAACGUUACUAGCAACCAAUCACCAGAGAAGGGCCGUUUCAGCAACCAAUCACCAGAAAAGGGCCGUUUCAGCAACCAAUCACCAGAGAAGGGCCGUUUUAGCUACCAAUCACCAGAGUCCUUCAGUAACCGUAGACUGAAACGGAAGGGUGACGGCAGAAAAUUCGUCCAGAGACGGGUAGUUCUUGUAGACUCGAAACAAAAGGAAUUUGCGCGGGGUUUGGAAGAUGGUGUCUCCAGACCUUGGGUCUUACGCCGUCUCAGCGAUAAACCUGAUUCAAAUGAGGUUUUGGUUGGAAAUGCGGUGUGCAGUGCAUGUGGCCACCGGUCGGCCUCUCCCAUUGUGCAGAGGGGGAGGGUCAGCCCUGAUGUGGGCUGGCUCACUGUCAGCAGGGUGGAGGGGAAGAAGUCUGCACGGCUGAUGGCCAGGGUUGGGGACAUCACAUCUAGGAUGUCCAUGGCGCUGAACACCUUUGAGAAUGCAUUUGACUUUGUGGAUGACGAGGAUUCUUUGGAUGAUUUUCGUGCCAGGGUUGACAGCAUUGACGACGGAGAGGUUCGUGUUGAGAUGAAGACAUUUAUCGAACGUUAUCGAGAGAUGAUGGACCACGUGGAGGAAGUGAAUCAAGAGCGAGAAGAGAUCUUAAUGUCACUUUCGGAUUGGUUUGGCAUUGAUCAUCUGUAUGACCUGGGCAGAGAAUGGGAUAGACUGGAAGCCAGUCUUCAAGAAGCAGAGGAAUCGGGGAGUUCCUUCAAGGAAGGUCUGGUGACAGCCAAGAUUGCCUCUGAGAAACUGAGAAACAUGAACGAACAAAUGAUGAAGCUAAAACAGCAGGGGCGGAAAAUCGACCAUUUGACGAUGGAAAAGGAAAACUUACAGAAGCAGGUUAUCAAUGCAUUCAAACAGGUCAAGCAGAAACCAGACCAGAGACAGAGUGAGGGAGCUGUCCUGAAAAAUGCUGCUGCUGAGGUCCAAGGACUACUCACAAGGAUCAGGACAGAGGGAGAGGAUGCUAUUGCUGUGAUGGAAGCUGAGUUACAGAAGCUACUGACAAAGCUGGAGGAACAAACUGUCAACAUGAAUAUGAUUGCUGCUGAACUGGAAGAAAAGAAAUUGAUGUACCAGAAAGUGAUGGAGGAGAACACCAAGCUGACCAAUGAGAAGCUUCUGAUGCAGGAGAGGAUGGAGAAAACUCUGGAUGAAGUGGUCAGGCUCAGAAAGGCCUUGAAGGCUCAGGGGCAGGUUGAAGAAUCAGCAGGGAUGAAAGUCAAGGUCAAGGAGGGCAAGUGGCAAGAUGAAGAUGGAAAGUGGUACGACCCAACAACUCUUCUGGUUCAGCUCAGGGGUCUGAGGGUGAAGACCACUGAGACUGAAAAGGAUAUUAGGAGAUUGAAGGUUCAACUGGGUGAGAUAAAGACAGCUCUAGAGGUCAAGGAAACAGAAAACGAUGCUUUGAUGAUUCAGUUGAAGUCCAGACCCAGAGUGGUGAAGUCCAAAGUGAGGGUUGAACACACAACAACAGUCAGGUCACAAACGACUGAGUUGGUACAAAGUCCACAGGUUGCAGCAGAGAGCUCAACAUGUAGUCAGUGUGGAUGGUCCAGACAAGAUACUGCAUCAGUCUCCUCAUCAGGAAAGAUAGGGCAGGAAAAGGGCAUUGGGCAGGUGCCUGUGCAGUCAACACCAGUACACAUGCAGUCAUCAAUUCAAGAAAACGAACAAAACUCAAAAGUCAUCACUGCACUUACUCAAGAGAACAAGGAGCUCAGACAGAGUCUGGAGAUGACAACGGACAGCUUGGACAAUGCCCUGGAGGUACAUCAUUACAACAUGUAAAUGCAUUUAAGUUCACUAAGCUUAUUCUACAGUACUAUUGGAAUCAAAGUGCAUGGUACUGAAAAUACAGUGGUUAGUGCAAAGCUGUCUCCAGUGUUAAUUGUUCGUCUGGGAGUCCAUGUUGCUCGUUUUCAUGGUUGAUUUUGAAAAUACAUCUACAUGAAAAUAUGGAAAAGGAGUGUUUGCAGUGGUUUUGAGUUUGUAGUAGUGCUAUCUUGCAAACUUAGAUGCAUUCACAGUGCUGUACUGCAGUCACAUAUUGUAAUAGAAAAUCUGGCGUCUCUACAAACCACCUAUCAGAAACCACUUACUGGUUAUGCGCAAGGCUGCUACAAAUGGGCAUAACAGUCAACUUUUGAAUUUGACAGUUCUGGCAUGGUCAACUAUCAAUGAUAUAACCGUGUCUACCCUCUGAAUAUGAGUACAGUUACUGUACUACUUUCCUACCAUCACGUUAUACAGUAGGUCGUAUAGAGAAAUGAAUUAAUGCUCAAAAUGUUGUUUCUUGUAUGUAAUCCUAUGUCUUCACUAUGGCAAGUACCCCAAACAUUUGAUUGACUAAUAACAAUGCUUUAAUCCAGGAGAUAGAGAGACUGAAAGCUGAGCUGGAAGAGCUGAAGAGCCAUCAGACUCAGGACCAGUACAUGUACAUGGGUCCUGAUGUCAGCAUGGUGAUGGACAUGUCUGAUGAGGAGGAGAUAGAAAUCAUGCAUCAGGACUACACUAGAGAGGACACGCAAAGCCUACACAC
Messenger RNA from Branchiostoma floridae (Florida lancelet), 3127 nucleotides. RefSeq lists its product as uncharacterized. The coding region runs from base 397 to 2376 and encodes 659 amino acids. NCBI's taxonomy places the organism in Eukaryota, Metazoa, Chordata, Leptocardii, Amphioxiformes, Branchiostomatidae. The record is from RefSeq and is a predicted model, not a curated record. The transcript is spliced from 20 exons.